This is a messenger RNA of Emericellopsis atlantica, 1344 nucleotides long. RefSeq names its product fumble-domain-containing protein. Gene Ontology annotation, biological process: coenzyme A biosynthetic process. The transcript is spliced from 2 exons. Gene Ontology annotation, molecular function: ATP binding; pantothenate kinase activity. Lineage: Eukaryota; Fungi; Ascomycota; Sordariomycetes; Hypocreales; Bionectriaceae. The record is from RefSeq and is a predicted model, not a curated record. Gene Ontology annotation, cellular component: cytosol; nucleus. The coding region runs from base 1 to 1344 and encodes 447 amino acids.
AUGACUUCCACUGAGGAGAUUGACAACACCAUCACCCGCCCCGGCAGCGUCAAGAUCAACGUCAAGGGCGCCUUCAUCGUCGACCCGGACACCUCGACCCCUGCGCCCACCAACAGCACCGCCAAUGGAUACAUCAACGGGCGACAUAGUCCCUCGCACCACGAGACGAGCGACAUUCGACUGCCGAACCAUACUGCCGUUGUCAGCCACAUAGCUGUCGAUAUUGGAGGCUCCCUCAUCAAACUCGUCUACUUCUCCCGCGAGGUCGACUCGACCGACCCAGGCGGCCGCCUCAACUUCCAGAACUUUGAGACCGACCGGAUAGCCGACUGCGUCGAGUUCAUGCGCCACCUGCGCGACAAGCAGCUCGCCCUCAACGGCUCCGCGCCCAGCGAGCUCUGCGUCAUGGCCACCGGCGGCGGCGCCUACAAGUUCUACGACAUGAUCCGCGACGCGCUCGGCGUCGACGUCCUGCGCGAGGACGAGAUGGAGUGCCUCAUCAUCGGCCUCGACUUCUUCAUCACCGAGAUUCCCCGCGAAGUCUUCACCUACUCGGACACGGAGCCGAUGCACUUUGUCGACCCCCACGACAACAUAUACCCCUACCUGCUGGUCAACAUCGGCUCCGGCGUGUCCAUGCUCAAGGUGACGGGCCCGCGCUCGUACCAGCGCGUCGGAGGCACGUCGCUCGGCGGCGGCACCCUGUGGGGGCUGCUGUCGCUGCUGACCGGGGCGCGCAGCUUCGACGACAUGCUCUCGCAGGCGGAGCACGGCGACAAUGCAAAGGUGGACAUGCUCGUCGGUGACAUUUACGGCACCGACUAUGGCAAGAUUGGCCUCAAGAGCACGACCAUUGCCUCCUCCUUUGGCAAGGUCUUUCGCAUGAAGCGCGAGGCCGAGGCCAUGACGGAAGACAUGGGCUCCAUCUGCUCCGACCACUCGGAGCAUCCCGACGACGAGGACAGGCCCAGAGCCGACGCUCACUCCAACGCACCGUUCUCCAGCGCGGAUAUCUCGCGGUCGCUGCUGUACGCCAUAUCCAACAAUAUUGGGCAGAUCGCCUAUCUACAGUCGCAGAUCCACAAUCUGUCCGACAUCUACUUUGGCGGGUCCUUCAUCCGGGGACACCGUCAGACAAUGAACACACUGAGCUACGCGAUCAAAUUCUGGAGUCAGGGCUCCAAGCAGGCGUAUUUCUUACGGCACGAGGGCUAUCUGGGCUCCGUUGGCGCGUUCCUCAAGAGACAGCCCCGGAACUGGGGCCGGCGCGCAAGUCUGGAGGGCAUGGAGCCGCCCGACAUCAAAGACAAGGAGGAGAAGAAGACGUGGGAGAGCAAGGCAUGA